CGCAGCCACACACAUCAAGAGGUGAUUAGCUGCAGCUCCCUUUGAGGACUAAACUUUAAAAGAUAAAAUAAUUACAAUCGACGCCAGAAUUGAAAAUGUCUGAAGACGUAUGUGAUGGCAUCUCAUCUGAAGAAAAACCUGAAGUAAUGGAAAUGCCCAGCAAUGAGAUACUGCCUCACAAGUUAGUACCACAUGUUGUGGAAGCUGAGGUCUCGCAUGAGUCUUCACAUGAUGAACAUCAACAGGCUACUCAGAGUGCCAGUAAUGGACAGGAAGGAGACAUAUUUAUUAACGAAAACCCUUUGACUGAAAAAAUAAUUGAAGGUCUGCCUUCCAAUGGAGAGGCGACUGAAGACAUGCCCACUGAGUGCAUUGAGACUGUAAGCCUUGAUGCAGAACCUGAAUCUGAAGAAACACUGCAUGAACAAACCAAUCCAGCCACGGAAUCCUCAUCCAAAGGAAGUAGAUGGGGGGCUUGGGGUACUUGGGGAAAGUCUCUCCUGUCAUCAGCUUCUGCCACAGUGGGUCAUGGAAUAACAGCAGUAAAGGAAAAAGCAGGAACUACCCUAGGAAUUCAUAAUGCAAGUUCAGCAUCUUCAGAAACAGCAGAGCCUCCUGCAGCUGAAACACCAAUUAUACAAGCAGAUGAUUCUCUGGACCAAAGCUCUUCUGAGAAUAUUCCUUUUUCUUCAUCUGGAUCUCGUGGCAUGUUGUCAGCUAUCACAAAUGCAGUACAGAACACAGGGAAGAGUGUAUUAUCUGGAGGCUUGGAUGCUUUGGAAUUCAUUGGGAAGACGACUAUGAAUGUCCUUGCAGAAAGUGAUCCUGGAUUUAAGAGAACCAAAACACUGAUGGCAAGAACAGUUUCUCUAUCUCAGCUGUUGCGAGAAGCCAAAGAAAAAGAGAAACAGAGGCGGGCCCAGCAAGUUACAGUUGAAAGAACAGCACAUUAUGGACUACUUUUUGAUGAGUUCCAGGGUUUGUCUCAUCUUGAAGCUUUGGAAAUCCUGUCAAACGAAAGUGAAGCCCAGAUUCAGUCAUAUUUAGCCACACUUGAUAGAGAGCAGUUGGAGACUGUGAAAAAUGAUUUAAUUGCUAUAAAAGAGAUUUUUGUUCCAAAGGAAUCGGACAACGAAGUGGUGCAGGAACAGAAAGAUAUGGGAGAAGAGUUUGUCAGCAUGCUCACUGAACUGCUGUUUGAAUUACAUGUCGCUGCUACUCCCGACAAACUUAAUAAGGCUAGGAAAAAAGCACAUGAGUGGCUGGAAGAAGCCAGUCUUUCCACCCCAGUAGAUGUAGAAGAGAAGCUAAAAGAAAUACCUGGAGAACCUGCUGAAGAAAAGACUGAAAAAGAAGUUGACACUGAUAAACCAGAAGGAGAUAAAAACAAAACUGUGGAGAAAAUCUACAUGCUGUCGAUUGAAAGUCUGGCUGAGGUAACUGCUCGUUGUAUUGAACAGCUUCAUAAAGUAGCAGAACUAAUUCUACAUGGGCAGGAAGUAGAAAAAACAGCUCAAGAUCAAGCAAAAGUACUGACAAAUUUAACAAGCGCCAUGUGCAAUGAAGUUUCAUCUUUAUCAAAGAAGUUUUCUGAUUCUUUAACAACAGCUGGGAGCAGUAUAAAGGCAGAGUUUCUCAACCCCAUCAUUGACAGUGUGCUAUUAGAGGGCUGCAACAGUACUACUUAUAUUCAGGAUGCUUUCCAGCUAUUGCUUCCAGUUCUGCAAAUUUCACACAUCCAAACCAGUUGCUUGAAAGCACAAGAGUGACAGUUUCCCAGCAGUUGUCACCACGGGGCUUAGCAGAAACCACAGGCAUGAUAUCUUUAAUGUGUGCAGAGAGGGGAGAUGGUCUGAGAGAGGCCUGGCCACUUAGAGUCCUCUGAAGACACUAAAAGCAGUUUUGCACGUGCAAUAUUGAGCAAUAUUUUCAAGCUCUUUCAGUCUUCAAAAGUAAAUUGAGCAAUUUAUUUUCCAUUUGAGUGAAUAUCCUUUACAUUAACUUACACUGAAGUGUAUUGAUAUUAGCAUUGGUUUAAACAUGGAUUCUAAACGUUGACCCUUUCAGUUGUAGAUGAUACAUGAAGCAAAUUAGAAUGUAAAGUUUUUUAAAACAUUUCAACCCAAAUGACCAUUUCCACUGUUUGCAUCCUGUCAGUUAAAAAUGUAUAUUUCAAAACUUGGUUUCAGUGUUUAAUUUUAGCCAACAUGAACAAUUAAUUGUAGUGUUCUACUUGUUAAAUAUUAUUUACAGUAGCAAAUAAUAACUUCAUAAUAAUCUGUGCCAAUUACUUAACACUUUGUGUUGAAAGAGUUGUACAAUAAUAGUCAUUAACUUUGCUAAAUUAAAAUUAUGGAGGGUGCAGAAUUACACUGCAUGCAGAAUUAUACUCAACAUUUUCUGAGCCAAUUAAGAGUAUGGGUAAAGCUCUGUAUUUUGUGACCCACAAUUUUAUAUUUUUAUGCCUAUUUUUAAUUACAAUGGCUGAAUAACAUUGCAGGCCAAAGAAAAUUUUUUAAUAUGCAAGUAAUAUAAAAUUUCACCUUUUUUUGCAACUGAAACACUGCAAAAUAAUAUUUUCUCAGUUGUGUUGCCAGGUUGGUGCUUUGGGGGUUAAUUUGGGCUUUAAACUUUAUGAACCUUUCUAUCAAACAGAGUUACUGAUACUGACAAUUCAGAAAUAUGGGGUUUGGGUAUUGAAAGGAAGUUGUGAAAAUAAGUUACAAGACAAUUGCUUUGGGUGGGAAGGUCAUAUGUCAGAGCAAUCACCUUUUCUCUGAGGCAGUAGCUAGACAGGGCAUAACUGAGCAACAGGAAUGACAUUUCGUAGUAACACCAGCAACCCUGAUAUUUUAUCCGUAUCCUUAGCUUAAAGUCCUGAGCUGUGAACCUCAGGGUUUGUUUAGGCUGCUUUACCUCAUAGACAGGAAGAAGCUUCCAGUAUUUUAUGUAGCCUGUUCUCCUGGAUUUUGUUUAUUGCAUUUCUUUCAGCUAUUUUGUAUUUUUUAUUUCUAGAUACACUAAUGAAUUGUAUUUAAAUGCUUUUUAAUUGUAGUUAUCAUCUGACUAUGUUUAAUCAUGGAAGCAUAGUUCAUACAUCAUAACAUUAAUGAAAAAGAGCAGGAGGAAGUACUGUCCUAUUUGUCAGAAAUGACAAACCAUGUAUCAGCUUUGCACAUGGCAACUUCUGUGAGUCCAAAUAGGACAGAAAGGUGUGUUUGUGUCUUACAUUACUGUUGUCCCGGUUCUGCUGUCAUAUGCAUUGUGACUUUUCUAUGUUUAUUGUUCAGAGAUGAAAUUUUCACUAUGUCUGAAAUGAUGUUUCUUGCGCAAAAUCUAUUUUUAUGCCACUCUGUUAUUUAACAGAUUUGAAAUGUCUUUCUGGGCAAGUAGAAUGGGUACAGUCUUCAAAUCCACUUCCACAGAAGUUAGAAAAAACCUUGCAGCAAUGUGAACAAAAAUAAGGAAGCCCCUUGGCAGCUGAAAAGACAAACAAGGCUUGACGUUCAUUGGUGUUUAUGCCUGGUUGAGCAGCUAAUGUUACUACAACAUGGGAGAAGGAGGAACAGACGAAAAUGCAACUGGUAACCAGAUUUACUAUCCCAAAGCUACAACACAGCUCCCACCAACCAUUAUAUCCAUGUCAUAUCCAUGCAUUACAAAAUAAUGCUUAGUUUAUGGAAAACACUGCAUCAUACCAAAUGUUUCUCUGGCUUCUACACUUUGCGGGGAAUAAAUGUCCUCUUCCCUAGUAGUCUUCUCUGGCUGCUGGAAGAGACACACAGUGGUGCUUACUUGGACCAUGGGUCAUUCUUGUAUGUAUAGUUUGACCCAGAAGAACAGCUGCUCAGUGCAGGUUACUGAGGACCAUCUACUUGCUCCAUACACUUCAUUGUGAGCAGAUUUCAAUGUUAAAGAUCCAGACAUCAGUGAAACCAUUCAGUAGCUUGUAAAAGGCCUGUUUGUUUAAAGUGUUUUUUCUGUUGUUCUGUGCUGGCAGGCAGAAUAUAAUACCUCGUUAAAAGCUUGUUUAUUUUUCAAAUGAAGACUUCCAAGAAAAGUCUAGUGGUUUUGCCUAUCAGUCAUUA
This is a messenger RNA of Apus apus (common swift), 4088 nucleotides long. RefSeq names its product family with sequence similarity 114 member A1 (gene FAM114A1). The transcript is spliced from 14 exons. NCBI's taxonomy places the organism in Eukaryota, Metazoa, Chordata, Aves, Apodiformes, Apodidae. The coding region runs from base 96 to 1769 and encodes 557 amino acids. The record is from RefSeq and is a predicted model, not a curated record.